GGAGACUCGCCCCGCGCAGCGGGAGGCCGGGGGCGGGCCGGGACCCGCCAGCGAGCGCAGCGGCGGCUUGUCUCCAGCGUCCCGCGCGGCUCUCAGGCGUCCGGGUGGCCGCAGGGGAGUCGCGCUACGCGCGGGGCGGGGCGAGGGCGGCGCCGGCAGGUAACCCCCGGGGGCGGGGAGACCGCGCGGGACCCCCAGACCAAAAAGCCCAGGGGGAGGAGCAGUGCGGCCGUGCGCAAGGGCGCCGAGCUCGCUCCGCGCGGCGUAGCGUCCCGCCUCGGGGGAGGAAAGGGGGCUCCGACCCCCGCCCUCAGAGCCGACGCAGAGCUUCGGAGGAGACUUCGUCGUCCCCGUCCUGGGUCCCGUGCAUCCAGAGCGCCCAGAGCGCCCCGGAGCAGGGCAGCGAACCGCGCCAUGCUGGAGGGCGACAUCGGUCUCGAGGGGCUGUCCCCCAAGAAAGCCCCUGAAGCCCAGGCCGCCGGGGCCGUGGAUGGGGAGGGCGCGCCGCCCGGCGGUCCCAGUGAACAGGCGGCCACGAUGAGGGUCAACGAGAAGUACUCGACGCUCCCGGCCGAGGACCGCAGCGUCCACAUCAUCAACAUCUGCGCCAUCGAGGACAUCGGCUACCUGCCGUCCGAGGGCACGCUACUGAACUCCCUGUCAGUGGACCCAGACGCCGAGUGCAAGUACGGCCUGUACUUCCGGGACGGCCGGCGCAAGGUGGACUACAUCCUGGUGUACCACCACAAGAGGCCCGCGGGCGGCAGGACGCUGGCCAGGCGGGCCCAGGUCAGCGACACCGCCCUGGGGGCUCGCAGCCUGAAGCAGGAGCACCCGCUGCCUGGCACGGGGGGCCGGGUGGACGUGGCCUCGGCCGGGCUGCCCGCGGACUGCUGCGAGGACGACAAGCACUUCCGCCGGGAGGAGUACGAGGGCAACCUGCGGGAGGCCGGCUUGGAGCUGGAGCACCAUGAGGACACGAAAAUCCAUGUUGGCUUUGUGAAAAUCCACGCCCCCUGGAAUGUGCUCUGCAGGGAGGCUGAGUUUUUGAAACUGAAGAUGCCGACUAAGAAGAUGUAUCACAUAAGCGAGACCCGCGGCCUCCUGAAAACCAUCAACUCCGUCCUGCAGAAGGUCACGGCCCCCAUCCAGCCCAAGGUGGCCGAGCACAGGCCCCAGACCAUGAAGAGACUCUCCUACCCCUUCUCUCGGGAGAAGCAGCACCUAUUCGACCUGUCUGAUAAGGAUUCCUUUUUCGACAGCAAAACCCGAAGCUCCAUAGUCUAUGAAAUUCUGAGAAGAACGACGUGUACCAAGGCCAAGUACGGCAUGGGGCAAGGAGAGGGAAGAAAGAAGGACUCUGCCCUUCUAAGUAAAAGGCGGAAAUGUGGGAAGUACGGCAUCACCAGCCUGCUGGCCAACGGCGUGUACUCGGCCGCGUACCCACUGCACGACGGGGACUACGAAGGGGAAAGUGUCCAGCUCAACGACAGAAAGCUUCUGUACGAGGAGUGGGCGAGCUAUGGGGUCUUCUAUAAGUACCAGCCCAUCGACCUGGUCAGGAAGUACUUUGGGGAGAAGAUCGGCCUGUACUUCGCCUGGCUGGGCGCCUACACCCAGAUGCUCAUUCCCGCCUCCGUGGUGGGCGUCAUCGUCUUCCUCUAUGGCUGCGCCACGGUGGACGAGAACAUCCCCAGCAUGGAGAUGUGCGACCAGAGACACAACAUCACCAUGUGCCCGCUCUGCGACCGGACCUGCAGCUACUGGAGGAUGAGCUCGGCCUGCGCCACCGCCCGCGCCAGCCACCUCUUCGACAACCCGGCCACCGUCUUCUUCUCCGUCUUCAUGGCCCUCUGGGCCGCCACCUUCAUGGAGUACUGGAAGCGGAAGCAGAUGCGGCUCAACUACCGCUGGGACCUCACGGGCUUCGAGGAGGAGGAGGAGGCCGUCAAGGAUCAUCCCAGAGCCGAGUAUGAAGCCAGGGUCUUGGAGAAGUCGCUGAGGAAGGAGUCCAAGAACAAGGAGAAGCGCCGGCAUGUUCCGGAGGAAUCACCAAACAAAUGGAAGCAGAGGGUUAAGACGGCCAUGGCAGGGGUGAUACUGACAGACAAGGUGAAGCUCACCUGGAGAGACCGGUUCCCGGCCUACUUCACCAACCUGGUCUCCAUCAUCUUCAUGAUCGCGGUGACGUUCGCCAUUGUCCUCGGCGUCAUCAUCUACAGAAUCUCCACAGCUGCGGCCCUGGCCAUGAACUCCUCCCCCUCUGUGCGGUCCAACAUCCGGGUCACUGUCACGGCCACUGCGGUCAUCAUCAACCUGGUGGUCAUCAUCCUGCUGGACGAGGUCUAUGGCUGCAUAGCCAGGUGGCUCACCACCAUCGAGGUCCCCAAGACGGAGAAGAGCUUCGAGGAGAGGCUGACCUUCAAGGCCUUCCUGCUCAAGUUCGUCAACUCCUACACGCCCAUCUUCUACGUGGCCUUCUUCAAGGGCCGGUUUGUGGGACGCCCGGGCGACUACGUGUACAUCUUCCGCUCUUUCCGAAUGGAAGAGUGUGCCCCGGGCGGCUGCCUGAUGGAGCUGUGCAUCCAGCUGAGCAUCAUCAUGCUGGGGAAGCAGUUGAUCCAGAACAACCUGUUCGAGAUCGGCAUCCCGAAAAUGAAGAAGUUCAUCCGCUACCUGAAGCUGCGGCGGCAGAGCACCUCGGCCCACGAGGAGCACGUGAAGAGGAAGCAGCGCUACGAGGCCGACUACCACCUGGAGCCCUUCGCCGGCCUCACCCCCGAGUACAUGGAGAUGAUCAUCCAGUUCGGCUUCGUCACCCUGUUCGUUGCGUCCUUCCCACUGGCCCCGCUGUUUGCCCUGCUGAACAACAUCAUCGAGAUCCGCCUGGAUGCCAAGAAGUUUGUCACCGAGCUCCGGAGACCGGUGGCCGUCAGAGCCAAAGACAUCGGAAUCUGGUACAACAUCCUCCGAGGCGUCGGGAAGCUGGCCGUCAUUAUCAACGCCUUCGUGAUCUCCUUCACGUCUGACUUCAUCCCACGCCUGGUGUACCUCUACACGUACAGCCAGAAUGGGACCAUGCACGGCUUCGUCAACCACACCCUCUCCUUCUUCAACGUCAGUGACUUCCAGAACGGCACGGCCCCCAGCGACCCGCUGGACCUGGGCUACGAGGUGCAGAUCUGCAGGUACAAGGAUUACCGUGAGCCCCCCUGGUCCGAACACAAGUACGACGUCUCCAAGGACUUCUGGGCCGUGCUGGCUGCCCGGCUGGCCUUUGUCAUCGUCUUCCAGAACCUGGUCAUGUUCAUGAGCGACUUUGUGGACUGGGUCAUCCCAGACAUCCCCAAGGACAUCAGCCAGCAGGUCCACAAGGAGAAGGUGCUCAUGGUGGAGCUGUUCAUGAGGGAGGAGCAGGGCAAGCAGCAGCUGCUGGACACGUGGAUGGAGAAGGACCACGAGGGGAGGCGCCCAGGAACCACCACGGUGCCAAGCCCCGCCGGGAGGGCGACCAAGGGCACCGCGGGGGCGUGCUGUAGCUUCCCGCCGAGGGCACCCUGCCCCCGCCGGGGCCCGCGGCUCCCGGGACCCUGGAGGACCACUUUCUGAUGGGACAUUUUUCUUCCUUCUUUCUGUUUUUCUCCUGUUUUUGCACAAAACCAUUAUGCAGGGAAUUUUUUUAUCUUUAGUCUUCAAGGUGGAUCAACGUGAUAGCUGGUGGUGGGCAGCACCCGUGCCAGGGCUGGAGCUCCGCAGAGCGCUCAGUGGCGCCGGUGGGGUGAGAGCAGAGGUCCCGAAAGCCUCCGGUUCCUCUGACCGUGGCACACACACGUGGCAGCCGGCCAGCGCUGGUGCCCGUCUCGGGAGAGCGCAGCGCCGAGAAGGCUGUGGCGCAGCUGGGGAAGGGGGCGCCGCCCAAGUGUGGGAGAAGCCAGAGGACCUGAACCCUCCGUCCCUUCCGCAAACUCGGAAGCUGAUGCUCUCGCUCAGGGUGCUGGCCACACGGGGGCGCGCGCUCCCCUCGGUCCUGCGCAGGUGUCCCUGAGCCCAGCAGCACCCCUGCACCCUGGCGCUGAGCUGACCUCAGUUGAUGGCCCUUUUGUGAAAUGAGACCAGGUGGAGGGAGCUGGGCAGGGAAGAGCCCCUCGAAGGCCUUUCUGAAGGAGGUGCAAGGGCCUCACCAAGUCCUGAGGCUCUGACGUCCACUCGAAGCGUAAGAAUGCUUCUUGGUUUUGUUUAGUUUUUUAAGACUAAACUGGAGGAUGUGGUAGACUGGAGGAUUUUUUUUCUGUAGUUCAAGGUGGAAGGAGUUUAUUAUUUAACCAAAUAUCAUUGAGAGGAAUUUAAAAUACUGUUACUACCAAAGAUUUUUAUUAAUAAAGGCUUCUAUUUUGGUAACACUUCUCUAUAUUUGUACUCACAGGAAUGUCACUGCUGGACAAUUAUCAUUUCAAAAGUUUGUAGAAAAAAGUCUCCUAAAGGAUAUGAGUGAUCUCAAUGUGUAGCGGUUAUACUAACCAAUUAUCUGAAAUUUCUCAAGCACCAAGGAAACAAAAAGAAACGUUUCCUGGAAGCCAGGGAGAAAACCUUCACCGUGCGUCUAGGUCUCGUCCGGGCCUGAUGCCCACAUUGCUCUCGUUGACUGGCGGUCGGAGCCCACAGAGGGCGCAGGUCUUCAUUGUUUGCUAAAAUCAUGCAAUCUGAUGCUUCUAUUUUCUCUUGUACAGUGAGUAGUUUCAAAUGGGGUUUUUGUAUAUAAAUAUUGUAUUAAAAAUUAGUUGACUAUCAAAAUUCCUUUAUGGAAAACAUUUUUUAAAAAAACCAGAAUGUACACAAAUCCUCGAGGACUGUGGCUGAACAUUCAUUUAAAUAAAUUUGAAAACACAA
Messenger RNA from Sciurus carolinensis (gray squirrel), 4887 nucleotides. It is a transcript of the gene Ano1, whose product is annotated as anoctamin 1. Gene Ontology annotation, molecular function: chloride channel activity; protein dimerization activity. The record is from RefSeq and is a predicted model, not a curated record. Gene Ontology annotation, cellular component: plasma membrane. Gene Ontology annotation, biological process: chloride transmembrane transport. Lineage: Eukaryota; Metazoa; Chordata; Mammalia; Rodentia; Sciuridae.